AUUUCCCCUUAUCCGAAGGACGGCGCUCCUCUCUUUCCCCUCUCUAAAACCCCUCGCGCAGGCAGCGGCCAUGGCCACGGCGUCGCCGCCAGCCUGCUCCCUCCUCCUGCCGUCCACCGCCGCCGCCACCUACGCUAGCGGUCGACGAGCGCCCCGCUUCCUCGCCUCCGCGCGCUCUGCCUCAGCCCGUCGGCCCCUCUCCACGGCUUCCUCGCCUAGGGUCGCGGCCCCCGCCGCCGUCGAGAUCCCGGAGGAGUACGUCGAUGAGAUUGAAGCGGUGAACAUCGCGCUGGACGUCACUCAGCUAAUCGGGAAAACCCCAAUGGUAUACCUAAACAAUGUUGUUGAAGGUUGUGUCGCUAACAUCGCCGCAAAGCUCGAGUACAUGGGACCUUGCCGAAGCGUCAAAGACAGGAUUGCAUUAAGCAUGAUUACUGACGCUGAAGAGAAAGGACUAAUUUCUCCAAAUAAGACCAUCUUGGUAGAACCAACUACGGGGAAUACUGGCAUAGGCCUAGCUUCAGUCGCUGCUGCCAGAGGAUACAAGUUCAUAGCAACUAUGCCGUCAUCAAUAGAUGUUGAGAGGCGCAUUCUUAUACGCGCAUUUGGAGCAGAAAUCGUGUUGACUGACCCUAAAAAGGGACUAAAAGGAGCUUUUGAUAAAGCCGAGGAAAUUGUUUCAAAGAGGCCGAAUGCGUACAUGUUUCAUCAGUUCAACAAUUCAGCUAACAGUGAGAUCCACUUUCAAACCACAGGCCCAGAAAUAUGGGAGGACACACUGGGUACUGUUGACAUACUUGUUGCAAGCAUUGGGACAGGCGGCACUAUUACCGGCACUGGUCGAUACUUGAAAAUGAUGAACAAGGAUGUUAAGGUCAUCGGGGUAGAACCUGCUGAAACUAGUAUCAUUUCUGGCGACAGCCCAGGUUAUAUUCCAAGCAUAUUAGAUGUUGAGCUGCUCGAUGAGGUUGUGAAGGUUACCACGGGAGAGGCAGUUGAUGUUGCAAGGCAGCUUGCACUAAGAGAGGGCUUGCUGGUUGGCAUUUCGUCAGGUGCUGCAGCAGUCGCUGCUAUGAACGUGGCCAAAAGACCUGAAAACGCUGGAAAGCUGAUUGCGGUUAUUUUCCCCAGCUUUGGAGAGAGAUACAUCUCUAGCAUCCUGUUCCGUCCGAUAUAUAACUCGGUUCGAAGAAUGAGGAAGAGAUAACUGACUAACUAGCUUUUGCCACUCCAAGAACGAUGAACGUGAUCGUUUGUAAACCGGGCUGGCUUUCCUUGCAUGCCAAAUUUGAAGAGUCAAGUCCCUGGUAGAUGCACUUCAAGCAGGGUCUGAAGUUUUGAAAUGCGGUUGCCAAGGGUGAUGGUCAUGGAAGUUUGACAUUGCACG
Molecule: messenger RNA, 1387 nt
Organism: Lolium rigidum
Lineage: Eukaryota; Viridiplantae; Streptophyta; Magnoliopsida; Poales; Poaceae
Product: cysteine synthase-like
Exons: 10
Coding region: 71-1207 (378 amino acids)
Cellular component (GO): cytoplasm
Molecular function (GO): cysteine synthase activity
Source: RefSeq, a predicted model, not a curated record